AUGGCUCGUAUUCUCACGGGAAAUGUCGACUAUGAAGAACAAUUGGAUGGCGAGUCUCUUAUAAGCCUUGAAGAACGAAAACGUGCUUAUGAAUCCAGUGAAGGUCCAUUAACUCCUCAAAAAAAGAUUUCUCUAAAUUUGGAUAGUGACGAGAAUACAAUUCGAAAUAUACCCUUAGAAAAUCCAUUUUUUUGUGAAAAUGAAAUGAUCGAUUUUGAUUUUAAAGAUUUAGAAAAACAACUUGAACAUAUAGAAGAAUCACAAAAUGAUUGGAUAGUUGAUUCAAUAAACGUUUCUAAAAAGUUUAAGGAAUAUCAGAAGGACCUAAUUUCUGCAGUAAAAAAUAAAAAAGUAAAAUUAACAUGGGCAGAUACGUAUGAAAUACUCGCCAUUUCAUCUAUUAUUGUAUUAACACUUCCGUGUCCAUAUAAACCAACAUUCUCAACAUCGCAAUGGAAUAAAAUAAUUAGUUUGAAUCCAUAUAAGAUUGAACAGCCAAUUUUAUCACAAUCUGUUUCAUCAUCAUUACUUGAGGCUACAUAUUAUGCUUCAUUGAAUUUGGAACAUGAGUUAAAUUUAAAUGAUAAAAGUGAAAUCGCUAAUAAAUGUUUUAGAAUUUUUAAUAAUUUAAAAUCAGAACUUCCUAUCAUUUAUGAAAACAAAAGAACUGAAGACGAACAUUGCUUUUACUUUUUAUAUCCAAUCAUUAAACCCAUUUUUUGUGACUGUACUUAUAAAAACUACACAUUAAGACUAAACAAAAGUACUAUUGGCACAUCUAAGCGGCCAGAUUUUAGUUGUCUGGAUUAUGUGAAGGUUCAUCUGAAAGCAAAAGGCACUAUUAAUAAGAUGGCAAAUCUCCAGGGUGGACCAACUGAAGCGCUUGGCUUUUUAAAUAUGGGUGAUUCUGCGGAAUCAUUAUUAAUUGAUCUAAAAUAUGAUGGUAUUUAUAGAUCAUUUGAACUUUUUAAAAGUAAAUUAGUAAUAGAAAAAGUGUCAUUUCCUUUGCUAGUUCCAACAAUUUCUCAUUUUCUGCUAUUAGAGGAAAAGGUGAAAAAUUUGGUAGACGAGUAUGAAUAUUUUUCAUCUAAUCCUAUGCCAAAAUCAACAUUUAUUAGAGAAUUUCCAUAUUCACCGCAGAUUAAAUCAUUGUUAAAAAAAUGA
Entrophospora sp. SA101 is the source of this 1164-nucleotide messenger RNA. The record is from the annotation of a GenBank genome assembly. NCBI's taxonomy places the organism in Eukaryota, Fungi, Glomeromycota, Glomeromycetes, Entrophosporales, Entrophosporaceae.